This is a messenger RNA of Melanotaenia boesemani (Boeseman's rainbowfish), 1480 nucleotides long. It is a transcript of the gene slc19a3b, whose product is annotated as solute carrier family 19 member 3b. Gene Ontology annotation, cellular component: plasma membrane. The record is from RefSeq and is a predicted model, not a curated record. Gene Ontology annotation, molecular function: vitamin transmembrane transporter activity. Bases 62 to 1480 code for a protein of 472 amino acids. Lineage: Eukaryota; Metazoa; Chordata; Actinopteri; Atheriniformes; Melanotaeniidae. The transcript is spliced from 8 exons. Gene Ontology annotation, biological process: vitamin transport; transmembrane transport.
CCGGUAGCUCCUUUGGAAAUCUGAACCAAAGAAAACCUCCUAACUGUGCUGAGGUAAAAACAUGGACUGUUGGGUAAAUCUGAAGUUAUCUGGAUGGGUUUAUCCCACCACAGUCCUGUCACUCUAUGGCUUUUUUGCUAACUGCAGAGUAGCAGAGCCAUUCCUGACACCAUACCUUAUUGGACCACAAAAGAACAUCUCUGAAGAGGUGGUGACCAACUAUUUGUUUCCUAUCUGGACAUACUCCUACCUGGCUUUCCUGUUCCCAGUUUUCUUUUUGACUGACUUCCUAAGGUACAAGCCUGUCAUUGUGGUGCAGGGGCUGUGUCUUGUCACAAACUAUAUUCUACUCUGCUUUGCCCCAGGUCUCCUUGCUAUGACCUUCCUUCAGGUCAACUAUGCAGUAGUGACCUCCACAGAGGUGGCCUACUUCUCCUACAUUUACAGCAUGAUCCCAGUUGAGAAUUAUCAGAGGGCUACUGGUUACCUGCGCAGUGCCAUGUUGACUGGAUAUACAUUUGGUGCCAGUCUCGGUCAAAUACUUGUUUCCCUUGCAGGACUGGACUACUUCUACAUCAAUGUUUUAACUCUGGGGAUUGUAAGUAUAUCUUUUCUCAUUUCCUUCUGGUUGCCAAUGCCCAAAAGAAGCAUGUUCUUCAAAGGGAACAGAGCUGGGGAAUCGCAGUCCCAGAUGGAGGGAGCACUUGGAGACAACGUCCCUGAAGAGCCAGCAGUGAUGGAUAAGGAUGGAACAAGCCUGGGGGAAAAUAAGAUGGAGCAUGAUGGCUGGUGCAGCAGGCAAAAUGUGCACACUGCAGUCCAUCUACUUUGGAAAAGUUUCAGGGAAUCCUACUCUUCCAGGCAUUUAAUCUACUGGUCCCUGUGGUGGGCUCUGGCUACAGCUGGCUAUGUGCAGAUCUUUAACUACAUCCAGCUCUUGUGGAACCAUGUAGAACCAUCUGCCACGUCAUCUGUCUACAAUGGAGGAGUGGAGGCUGCAUGCUCUGUUGUUGGUGCUGCAGCAGCUUUCUCUGCGGGCUUCAUCCAGAUCAGCUGGGCUGUGUGGGGAGAGCUGGCAUUGGGGCUGUUCUCAGCUGCAGGGGCAGCUGCAGUGUUUCUGAUGGCAUUCACCAGUAAUAUCUGGGUCUGCUAUGCUGGAUAUGUGAUAUUCAAAUCCUGCUACAUGUUCCUCAUCACCAUCACAGCAUUUCAGAUAGCGUCUAACCUCUCCAUGGAGUGCUAUGCUUUGACAUUUGGGAUCAACACUUUCAUAGCCCUCUCACUACAGACCAUCAUCACAGGCACUGUCGUUGAUGAAGCUGCACUGGGACUGGACAUAGUGACACAGUUCAUCGUAUAUGGCAGCUACUAUGCUGCCAUCUCACUGCUCUUUUUAUUACGAGGGACCUACACUGCCUGUGUAAAUCAGCGCCUUCCUCAGCACACGGAAGCCAAAGAACAGGAAUCCAGUGUGGGGUGA